Messenger RNA from Dryobates pubescens (Downy woodpecker), 2546 nucleotides. It is a transcript of the gene SLC26A7, whose product is annotated as solute carrier family 26 member 7. Gene Ontology annotation, biological process: transmembrane transport. Gene Ontology annotation, molecular function: bicarbonate transmembrane transporter activity; oxalate transmembrane transporter activity; chloride transmembrane transporter activity. Gene Ontology annotation, cellular component: membrane. The record is from RefSeq and is a predicted model, not a curated record. NCBI's taxonomy places the organism in Eukaryota, Metazoa, Chordata, Aves, Piciformes, Picidae.
CACAAGCAUGACAGGGAAUAUAAAGCGGGAGGUUACUGGAAAGAAUCACAAAUGAACGUGAGACUAGACCAAAUUCUUGCAAAGAGCAGAAAAUGUGAUCUUUGCUGUAAAGGCUUCUUGCGUUUCAUGGAGCUGUUUAUACGAUGGGAGUCUUUAAUAAGUGGUUUUAUUGAGUAGAGUUGGAGAGCAGCUGCAGAAGCCUUCAGUACUUCUGUUAAUUAUUCUUUUUCUCUGUAGUUUUUGAACUGCAAAAUCUCAGAAGACAACUUCAGACUCGCACAGAUCAGGGUGAUUCCUCAGCUGUGCGCUCCUCUGAAAGAGAGGUGGGAAAGAUGACAGGAGCAGAAAGGAAAAGAAAUGCAGUCUGGAGGAAGAUCCAGGCUGUUCGCUUUGAAGAUAUCAAAGCCUGGUGUCUGGGAAGGCUGCCCAUCGUGAAGUGGCUGCCCAUCUACAACUGGAAGGAAAAUCUGGUUCCUGACACAGUUUCUGGGAUGAUGCUAGCCAUCCAACAGGUGACUCAAGGGCUGGCCUUUGCAAUUCUGUCUUCAGUCCAUCCAGUUUUUGGUUUGUAUGGCUCUUUCUUCCCUGCCAUUGUCUAUGCCAUGUUUGGAAUGGGACGUCACGUUGCGACAGGGACCUUUGCUUUGACUUCUUUAAUAUCUGCCAACGCAGUUGAGCGUCUUGUUCCCUCAGUCAGUGUGAAUUUCACCAUGAACAACACCUCCAGAGUGCUGGGCCUCUCCGAGUUUGAAAUGCAGAGGAUUGGAGUUGCAGCAGCAGUUUCCUUUCUAGGAGGCAUCAUUCAGGUAGUGAUGUUUGUGCUGCAGCUGGGCAGUGCCACUUUCUUGCUAACAGAACCAGUGAUAAGUGCAAUGACAACAGGAGCAGCUACACACGUUGUGACUUCACAAGUGAAGUAUCUGCUGGGAAUGAAAAUGCCAUACAUAUCAGGGCCACUGGGAUUCUUUCAUAUUUAUGCCUACGUCUUUGAGAAUAUCAGGUCUGUUCAGCUGGAGGCCCUGCUUCUCUCCUUGCUGAGCAUCGUGGUGCUUGUGCUCGUUAAAGAACUGAACGAGAAAUUUCAGAGAAACAUUAAAAUUGUUCUUCCCAUCGAUUUGCUCUUGAUAAUUGCUACAUCCAUUGCUUGCUGCUAUGCUGAUAUGGAAUACGUCUAUGGACUAGAAGUUGUGGGACAUAUUCCUGAAGGGUUGCCAUCACCAAAAGUACCACCCAUGAAUGUCCUGCCUGAAGUAGUCACUGAAGCUUUUGGAGUGGCACUGGUUGGUUAUGUAGCAUCACUAGCCCUUGCCCAAGGCUCUGCUAAGAAAUUUAAAUACACUGUGGAUGACAACCAGGAACUUUUGGCUCAUGGCCUCAGCAACGUGAUUCCUUCAUUUUUCUUUUGCAUACCAAGUGCUGCAGCGAUGGGAAGGACAACACUUCUAUACAGUACUGGUGCCAGAACACAGGUGGCUUGCCUUAUCUCUUGUGUGCUAAUCCUUGUGGUCAUCUAUGCAGUUGGACCUCUGCUGUACUGGCUGCCUAUGUGCGUGCUAGCAAGCAUUAUUGUUGUGGGCUUGAAGGGGAUGCUGAUGCAGUUCCGUGACUUAAAAAAGUAUUGGAAUGUGGAUAAAAUAGACUGGAGCAUAUGGGUCAGCACCUAUGUGAUCACAAUAUGCUUUGCUGCUAAUGUGGGCCUGCUGUAUGGCGUUGUCUGCACUGUGGUCAUCGUCACUUUCCGCUUUCCCAGAGCAAAGACACUAAAUCUGAAGGAUGUAAAGGAAGUGGAAUAUAAAUACAAAACAGAGGACAACUGUGAAUCAUUAAAACAGAUAAAGAUAAUUUCAGUCAACAACCCAUUAGUCUUCCUGAAUGCCAGGAAAUUCCACACUGACCUGAUAAAGAUAAUCCAAAAGGAUAGCAGGAGCAGCCAGCCCUGUGAAGACAUGAACAAGUGUGAGCACAACACAUUACUCUCUUCAUUUUCCAAUGGAAGUUGCCAUGGUGAGGCUUUGGGAUCCUGUCACAGCGAGCCAUGUAUUCUGAUACUAGACUGCAGUGGACUGAAUCUCUUUGACUACACUGGAGUCUCAGUGCUGCUUGAGGUUUACACGGACUGUAAAAGCAGACACAUCGAUGUGCUGCUAGCACACUGCAAAGCUUCCUUGGUCAAAGCAAUGCAGUAUGGUGGGAAUCUGGAAUCUGAAAAUCCUGUCUUCUUUGAAUCUAUUUCUUCAGCAAUCGAUGCCAUUCGGAUUCAGAGAGUGAGGCUUACAGCAGGGGUAGGUGAAGGCUGGAGAGCUCCUGGCUGCUCACAGCAAUUUGUUAAGGUCUGGGGAAAUCUUGUUUACUUGGUGAACCUUUGGUGUAGAAAUAUUUAUCUGUCUGUUGUCUACAAGGACUCCUCAGGCUUGGAGUGCAGCUAUCAAGCCUUCCCUGCCAGCACUUUUCUCCCUGUCAUAGUUUCUCCUUUCACAGCAGCUUCUUGGUCUCCCAUGCUAAACCCAGAGAAUUACAGCAAGUUCAGUGAACAGAGUGAAGUUUGA